Molecule: messenger RNA, 756 nt
Organism: Mytilus trossulus (common blue mussel)
Lineage: Eukaryota; Metazoa; Mollusca; Bivalvia; Mytilida; Mytilidae
Product: complement C1q-like protein 3
Exons: 3
Coding region: 91-645 (184 amino acids)
Molecular function (GO): protein binding
Source: RefSeq, a predicted model, not a curated record
CAAAUUACAACAGCUGUGUAAUAAACCUAGAAAAAAGUUUGACUAUUUAUUGUGGACAUUGUACUCCAGUACAAGUAUUAGCAGUGCACCAUGAAGUUUACACCAACUGUUUUUCUAGUUGUUGCAGUUUGUCAUGUGAUCUUGGUUGAUGGUGGCUGUACUUUCAAGUGUUUAAUGGUAGAGAAUAUUUUAGAAAAAUUGUUCAAAUCUACAGGAUCUGAUAAUUGUAGCCAUCAAAAACCAAAAGAGAUUCCUGCCUUUAGUGCAUCAAUGACGAAUGCAAAAGUUCUAGGGGCUACCGAAAUUGUAAAAUUUGAUAAAAUUUGGACAAACAAUGGAAACGAUUAUGACCCCAUUACUGGAAUAUUUCAGGCGCCUUUCAAAGGCGUGUAUCAGUUCUCCUUCACAGUAAUGUCCAUGAGAGGGAAGGAUUUACUUGUUUACCUGUGGCAGAAUGAAACCCGUUUGGUAUCUGUAUUUCCUGGUACUGGUUAUAAUGAAGGGACGGCUAUUAUGGUGUUAAAUCUGAAAAAGGACGACAGAGUUUACGUCAAAUGUGGCGGAAGCGGAAUCGGAUACAUUCAUACAGGCAAAGGCGCUUGGUACAGCAUGUUUUCUGGAUAUCUCAUGCAUGCAACUAAAUAGGUUGUUUGUCUCAUGAUGAAAUUUUGUUGUUGUUUAUCAGCAAAAGGCGGCUUAAUGUUGCCAUUGUACUUAUAAUUAUGUUUCUAUAAGUUGUUUUGGUCUCCAUGAUGC